Molecule: messenger RNA, 1860 nt
Organism: [Torrubiella] hemipterigena
Lineage: Eukaryota; Fungi; Ascomycota; Sordariomycetes; Hypocreales; Clavicipitaceae
Source: the annotation of a GenBank genome assembly
UAGAGAGCUAUCCAUCGCAUUGUGUGUGACAUUGGAAGUCUUUCCUGAUUCCUCUACUUGUUCUCUUCUCAAAUAUGGCACUGACAACACUUGUUGACCCUCUGGGCAGCUCGCGCCUAGCCAUGCUUGCGCUACCGUUAGGAUCCUACUUUCUCUGGGCUUUCCUUUCGUUUCUUCUAUCACCACUCCGAAAGUAUCCUGGCCCUUUGCUUGCGAAAUGGACAAGGUUAUGGUAUCUGCGACAGGCUUCCACAGGGAACUCACAUCUUGAAUUGAAGCGCCUUCACGACAAAUAUGGGCCCAUCGUGCAGAUUGCACCGCACAUGCUCGAUGUCGACAUGCCGGACCUCAUCCAUACCAUCUUCAGCACGAAGGAAGACUGGUUGAAGACUGAAUUCUACCACGGCAGCAGCGCCCUUGUAAAUGGUCAGAUUGUGCUAAAUAUUUUCAGCCAGACCGACCGUGCAAAGCAUGCAAAGGAGCGAAAGCCUAUUGCCAAGUACUACUCGCCGUCCGCAACAGCCACGCUUGAGCCACACAUGGACAAGAUCAUCAAUAAGUUCUGCCAACAACUAGACACGAGAUUUGUAGAAAAGUCCAAGGCAUUUGACCUCGGUAAAUGGAUUCUCUACUAUACUUGGGACGUUGUUGGCGCCAUCGCAUUUUCCGAACCGAUCGGGUAUCUCGACAAGGGCACAGACUUUAACGGUACCCUCGAAAGUGCCGACAAGGCCAUGGACUACUUCUGCGUCGUGGGCGCCAUUCCCAUCUUGGACUACUUUUUCGAUAAGAAUCCCAUUUACCGAAUCGGGCCGCCCGGAUAUGGCACAGUUACUGCCAUCGGCAUCCAGCACCUCAUUGACCGAUACCAAGGCAAGGAUAAGGAUACUCAUGACCCCAGCGUCCCGGACUAUCUGGACAAGUUCAUCGAGGCUAAGGAGGCGGAUCCUGAAAACAUCGAUGAUCAGCAGAUUGUCUCAUGGCUCAUGUUCAACCUCAUCGCUGGCGCCGACACCACUGCUAUUACCAUUCGCAGCGCCAUCUACUAUUCUUUGAGAAACCCGCGCAUCUGGGCCAGGCUGACCAAAGAGAUUCGGGACUCGAACCUUGAUAUUCCUCCUGCGUACAAAGAUGCCAAGGGCCUGCCCUACGUGGAGGCAGUUGUCCGCGAAGCCUUGCGGUUCCUGCCUGGUGUGUCGAUGACCAUGGAGAGAUAUGUUCCCAAAGGCGGCUUUACCAUGCCAAACGGAGACUAUCUCCCUGAGGGUACUAUUGUCGGCAUGAACCCGUACAUUACUGGCCGCAACAAGUCUGUCUACGGCGAGGAUGCUGAAGAGUUCAGCCCGGACCGCUGGCUCAGGGAUGAAGCUGCUGGCGAGUCCGAAGCUGACUACCAGACACGCUUGUUGCGUAUGAACAAGACAGACCUGUCAUUUGGGGCCGGUAGCCGCGUCUGCAUUGGCAAGCAUAUCGGCCUGUUCCAGACGUACAAGGUGUUGGUUACAUUAAUUUCCAAAUAUGACAUUGAGUUGGCUACAGACAAGGAGUGGAAGGUGAUUAACAGCUGGUUCCCACGACAGGAGGGAUUGGAGGUGAAGAUGACCAAGCGGGUGCAAGUCUAACAAGUUAUCAUGAAUUCAUUAUUAAUUUGACCUUGGCAAGCAAUAGCCAGUUGCAAUAUAUCCCCGGGCGAGGUAUAUGUUUUUUUUGUCAUGUUUUGUUCUUUUUGAGCAGCUGGAUAUUGUAUGCUCGGUCUUAGUAGUGAGAAGUAGUUUCGGGUGUGCUAUACAGUCGCCAGUUUGCCACCACCAAUUUAUGUAGCGUUACUAUAUUUUUAAAUCUUUCUAGAUUCAAGGCCAC